CGCUCGUUCGCUCGCUCCUCGGAACAGAAUGUCAUGUUUCCAUUGUCCCUGCACGGUAUCAUUAAGGGGUGCACACUCACUCUCCAAAAGCUGCAUUUGUUUUUCUGGUUUCAGAAUGGGUGGCAUGUGGGAGCUUCCAUAACUUCUUCAGAGUGUGAAUAAAAUACUUUUGCCAUCAUGCCAACUGUGGUUCUUAUGGACGCGUCACUGUCCAUGACACGGCCUGUGUCACUGGAAGGCAGCGAGGAGUUUCAGCGGAAGAACCUGGCUGUCCAUGGCCUGACCAUGCUAUUUGAACACAUGGCCACAAAUUACAAGUUGGAGUUCACUGCACUUGUCGCCUUUUCAUCCCUUUGGGAGCUCAUGGUGCCUUUCACCAGGGACUACAACACUCUACAGGAGGCCUUGAGCAAUCUGGAGGACUAUGAUAAAACCUGCCUGGAGUCAGCACUGCAGGGAGUCAGUAACAUUGUGCAGCAGGAGUGGGGCAGCACCUGUCCCUGCCAGGUGGUGUUGGUGACUGAUGGAGCUCUUGGUAUUGGUCGUGGUUCUCUGCGCCACUCCCUGGCCACUCUGAAACAACGGGGAGAGGACAAGAAGUUUCCCCUACCCUUCCCUUUUCCCUCCAAGCUCUACAUCGUGUGUAUCGCCAAUGCAGAGGAGCUCCAAGCCACUGAUGCCAUGGACAAUUUGGAGCAGCUUCUCACAUUAAGUGGUGGAGAGGGACAGAUUUUUACUAUGGAUGGACCACUAUGUCUGAAAAGUGUUCAAGCAAUGUUUGGAAAGUUGAUUGACCAGGCAUACAUGCCUUUCCAUGCCGUGCUGCGCUGUGGGAAUCUAGCAUCUGAUGUGCAGGUGUUUCCCAGGCCAGAACCUGUGCUGUUGGAUGAGGAGCUUGACCCGGUACCAAAAACAGUGCACACAGAGUUGGAGAUUGUGGGGUUUAUUGAGAUUGGUGAUAUUGCCAGUCCUCCAGUCCUGUCUAGACACCUGGUCCUACCCAUAGCUGUUAACAAAGAGGCAGAUGAAUUGGGAGCAGGGGCUGCUGAUGAAAUGGAAGAGGAGACGUCAACCAAUCAGAUGGCAGGAAAGAGCCCAAAUUUUUGUGUCCUCCUGCAUGGCAGUCUGAAAGUGGAAGGCAUGGUGGCCCUUGUACAGCUGGGGCCUGAUUGGUUCGGGAUGCUCUACUCACAGGCAGAUAGUAAGAAAAAGUCAAAUCUGAUGAUGUCGAUUUUUGAGCCUGGCCCAGAGCCUCUACCGUGGCUGGGGAAAAUCUCUCAACUUGGACCUAUUUCAGAUGCACCAGAAAAUCCUUAUGGAGAGGAUGAUAGCAAAAGCCCUUUCCCUGUCCUACCCAAAAGCAAACGCAGCUAUGCCCAAAAUGUCACAGUCUGGAUCAAGGCCAGUGGACUGCAGACAGAUGUACAGAAAAUCCUUCGAAAUGCAAGAAAACUUCCAGAGAAAACGCAAACCUUCUACAAGGAGCUGAACCGGCUGCGUAAAGCUGCUCUAGCAUUUGGUUUCUGGGACUUGUUAAAAGGUGUAGCUGAGCUUUUGGAAAGGGAGUGCACCUUAUUGCCUGACUCUGCCCAUCCGGAUGCUGCCUUCCAGCUGUCUCACGCUGCCCAACAACUCAAACUGGCUAGUAGUGGAGACCCCAAAUAUGCAGCUUUCGAUCAUGUAAUCACCCCCAUGCUCACUGACUUCUCAGGGGGAGGAAGUGGGACUGACAGGAUGUAGGUGAAAUAAAGUCUCCUGCAUAAAAACCUUUAAAUGUCACUGGAACCUGCUUUGCUCCUCAUUGCCUUUUCAACUGUGAAGAGGCUGACAAUAUUGCAAUAAGAUCCUGGAUUGUUUCAUUUCUACAAGUUAAAUCUUAGGAAUAGAUAAGGAGCUAUGAAUUUUGUGGCACAGGAACCACUGAUUCAUGGCAUGCCUUUUGUACUUGGAUGUAUCCUUGAAAGAAACUUGUUUAUCAAGAAACUAUUUCUCAGUAAGUAUUAGUUUUUUUGUGUACAUAGCAUUUUCUACAACAAUGACCCAAACGAAAUAAAAGUGUGUCUCACAUUUGUAA
Pangasianodon hypophthalmus (striped catfish) is the source of this 2074-nucleotide messenger RNA. RefSeq names its product integrator complex subunit 14 (gene ints14). The record is from RefSeq and is a predicted model, not a curated record. NCBI's taxonomy places the organism in Eukaryota, Metazoa, Chordata, Actinopteri, Siluriformes, Pangasiidae. Gene Ontology annotation, biological process: snRNA 3'-end processing. Bases 178 to 1740 code for a protein of 520 amino acids. Gene Ontology annotation, cellular component: integrator complex. The transcript is spliced from 12 exons.